Messenger RNA from Acipenser ruthenus (sterlet), 2723 nucleotides. RefSeq names its product 1-acyl-sn-glycerol-3-phosphate acyltransferase epsilon-like. The transcript has 8 exons. The record is from RefSeq and is a predicted model, not a curated record. Gene Ontology annotation, molecular function: acyltransferase activity. NCBI's taxonomy places the organism in Eukaryota, Metazoa, Chordata, Actinopteri, Acipenseriformes, Acipenseridae. Gene Ontology annotation, cellular component: mitochondrion; endomembrane system. The coding region runs from base 630 to 1727 and encodes 365 amino acids.
CAUGGAUCAGCCAGCCAGCCAGCAACUGUCAUCUUCCCUUAGCAACCGGGACCUCAGGAAGUGCAACCUCAGCCAAUGAGUGGUCUCGGUGUUAAGAGGUGCUGUUACGUAGCCCGUCCAACAUGGAGUCUAUAGGAAGGCGUGAGUGACUUUGUAAAGGAAGUUCAUAAGGAAAAUGUGAUAUAAGUAUAUAUGUUUGAGUCAAUAUUACUAGGGUCAGUGCUAGGAAUUCAGUUGUUAAGAGAUGUGUCGUUCAUUUAAGUAAAAAAAGGCAUGCAAUCCUGAUUUGGACAAAACAUAGCGUUAAAUUAAUCAGUGUUUUUUUAUGAUAGUGACUUUUUUUUUUUUUUUUUUUUUGCACUGAAGCCGUGGUAUUUUUUUAAUAAUAUAUUAAUCUUCAGUUGUUACAUGCUUUCUUAUUUGCCACCAAUUAGUGGAGGGUAGUGAAAGUAAUUAAUGUGAGCAACUGUCGCUUUAUGUAUGGCUUAAUACAGUCUGACAUGUCAGAUUGGGCCGUCAACUUUUAAUAGUUUGAUGCUAACAACGCCGGAAAAGUUAACUUUUUAAAUUCUGGAUUUAAAUUGAUUUUCGCAUUCGAGCUGUAUAGUUAUCUCAUUAGAGCCUUUACAAUGCUACUGUCCCUGGUGGUGCACACAUAUUCCAUGCGGUACUGGUUCCCUGCAGCUGUAAUGUUGGGCACAGCCCCAGCUUACCUGCUUUCUUGGAGUUCCUGGCGGCUCCUCUCCAUGGUCCUUCCAGCUAGGUUAUACCAUAGCGUGGACGAUCGUGUUUACUCGGUCUACCAGAGCAUGAUCCUUUUCUUCUUCGAGAACUACACAGGGGUCGAGGUAGUUAUUUAUGGAGAUAUACCAAAGAACAAAGAGAAUGUGGUCUACAUUUCCAAUCAUCAGUGUACAGUUGACUGGAUAAUCGCUGACAUGCUUGCAGUCAGACAGAAUGCCCUUGGACACCUGCGAUAUGUUUUAAAAGAUGGAUUGAAAUGGCUUCCGUUAUAUGGAUGGUAUUUUUCUCAGCAUGGAGGUGUUUAUGUGAAGCGAAGUGCCAAAUUUGAUGAAAAAGCAAUGAGAAACAAACUUAUUUCUCAAACAAAAUUAGGAACCCCGAUGUAUCUUGUCAUUUUUCCAGAAGGAACCCGUUACAAUCCCGAACUCCAAAAAGUAAUUUCUGCUAGUCAAGCUUUUGCUUGUAAAGAAGGACUUGCAGUGCUGAAGAAUAUACUAACACCAAGAAUGAAAGCCACCCAUAUAGCUGUAGACUCAAUGAAGGACCACUUGGAUGCCAUUUAUGAUAUCACUGUAGCAUAUGAAGGAACUCUUGACAGCAAAGGUCGAAGAAAGACUGCUCCGUCUAUGCCAGAGUUCUUAUGCAAGGAAUGCCCCCGAGUUCACAUUUACUUUGAACGCAUCGACAUGAAAGAAGUUCCUCAAGAACCUGUGUUCUUUCGGAGGUGGCUACAUGAUCGAUUUACGGUCAAAGACAAGUUACUAACUGACUUCUAUGAAUCUGAAGAGCCUGAAAGAAAAAACAAGUUCCCAGGAGAAGGUCAUGUAUCACCACUGAGUAUUAAGAAGACUUUGCCAUCUUUGAUUUUCUUGGCUGGCCUAACAUUGCCAAUGUUGUUGACAGAGUCUGGAAGAAAACUGUAUAUAAACACCUGGGUUUAUGGAACUUUGGUGGGUUGGUUGUGGGUUAAUAUAAGACCGUAAGAAAAACAAACCUGUGAUACCAUUUAUAAUGAGUUUUGAACACCCAACCACCUCUCUUCCCCCAGAACAAUGACUCGGAAACCAGAUACUUAAAUAAACCCAUUUUUAAAACUGGUGGCUUAUAUACCCCCCUUUACAAAUUGGUGGCUUAUAAUGUACCUUUAACCUUAAUGGUUCUAUGAAAACUGCUAUUAACUUUUUUCUUUCAUUUAGUUACAACAUAAUUAAAGUACACAGGAAUCUACAUGUCUUUGGAUACCAAAUGAGCUGACCAAUUAAAGAACGUUGCUUUGUUAUUGAUCUAAGAAUCAGUCUACUUGAAAACAGAUUAAUUACACCAUAGAUUUGUGGCGAUGUAUUAACCAUUACAAAUAAUUAAAAGUAUUGAAUUUAGUAUUAAAGUACAAAUCUCAUAAAGUAGAGCUAGCCUACUGUAUUUUAAACCAUCACAGAAAAUGAAUGGUAUUGGUCAAAGCUGAAAUACAUUUACACUGAAUAGAAUAGUGUUGGCAUCACGUAUUUUAAUACAUUGGUAAGAAAUUCAACCAAGUUUAGAAAAAAAAAAAUAAUAAAUUAAGCUUACACUGAUUACUGUCCAUGUAAAACACUGAGCCCCAUGAACACAGUAGUCAUUUAAGGUUUAAAAACUUUGAAGCAUAACUGAUGGCAGUCUGUAGUGUUUUUUUGUUUUGUUUUUUUUUGUCACCAGUUAUUACAAUCCAGCUGAACAGACAUGCUCAUAUUAACCUUGAAUCCAGUGUGUAUAGGUAGUAUCAUAUGUCUUCAGUUUAGAUGGGAUUGGUCACAGCUUUGUAUAGUUCUUGAAAAUUUCUGCUCUGCUUUGUAUAACCAUGGCUUUGUGUGCGCUUUGCAAGCUUCAUCGUAUGUGCAAGACCAAUUGGCAUUUAUAAAUAGAAGUUAACUAUUUCUAUAUUAAUAAAGAUGUGCCCCCAUUUUUCUUGCUUUCACCACUUCAAAUAAAAUAUAUAUAUAUAU